AUGAUGCCCAAUGCGCCCAUCAUCUUGUUGCGCGAAGACACCGACAUCUCACAAGGAACAUCGCAGCUUUUGCACAACAUUGGCGCAUGCGCUUCCAUCGUAUCUUGCGUCGCCUCGACACUCGGCCCUCGCGGCAUGGACAAGCUCAUCGUCAACGAACGUGGUCAAGCGACCAUCUCCAACGACGGCGCCACCAUCCUCAAGCUGCUCGAUAUCGUCCAUCCUGCGGCCAAGACGCUCGUCGACAUUGCACGUGCUCAGGAUGCCGAGGUGGGUGACGGCACAACGUCGGUCGUCCUGCUUGCAGGCGAGAUGCUGAAGGAAGCUAAGCCGUUCAUUGAAGAAGGCGUGGCUCCACAUAUCAUCAUCAAGGGCUACAGGAAAGCGGUGCAGCUUGCAGUGGAAAAGAUCAAGGAUAUGGCCGUUACCAUCGACAAGUCGGACAAGCAGGCAUUCUACGAUCUGCUGAUCAAGUGCGCCGGUACCAGCAUGUCGUCCAAGCUCAUCGUAUCGCAACGCCCCUUCUUCAGCAAGAUGGUCGUGGACGCCGUCACGUCAUUGGAUCAGGACGAUUUGGACCAGAGCUUGAUCGGUAUGAAAAAGGUACCUGGUGGAGGUAUGCAGGAUUCGCUCCUCGUGCACGGUGUCGCUUUCAAGAAGACCUUUGCGUAUGCUGGAUUCGAGCAGCAGCCAAAGAGCUUCACCAACCCCAAGGUUCUCUGUCUCAACGUCGAGCUCGAGCUCAAAGCCGAAAAGGACAACGCCGAGGUGCGAAUCAACGAGGUCUCCGAAUACCAAGCCGUCGUGGAUGCCGAGUGGCAGAUCAUCUUCAACAAGCUCGAAGCCAUCGUCAAGACCGGUGCCAAGGUGGUCCUCUCCAAGCUCCCCAUCGGUGAUUUGGCGACGCAGUACUUUGCCGACCGCGACAUCUUCUGUGCCGGUCGUGUACCCGCCGACGACAUGAAGCGUGUUGUCCAAGCCGUCGGAGGCUCGGUGCAAAGCACCUGCUCCGACAUCAGCCCGGACAAGCACCUCGGAACCUGCGGCAAGUUCGACGAGCGCCAAAUCGGAGGCGAGCGCUUCAACGUCUUUGAGGAGUGCCCUCAGGCCAAGACGUGCACGCUCAUCCUCCGUGGUGGUGCCGAGCAAUUCAUCGCCGAGGUGGAACGCAGUCUCCACGACGCCAUCAUGAUCGUUCGACGAGCCAUCAAGAACUCGCACGUCGUCGCUGGAGGUGGAGCUACCGAGAUGGAGCUGUCCAAGUACCUGCGCGACUACUCCCGUACCAUCCAGGGCAAACAGCAGCUGAUCAUCGGUGCCUUUGCCAAAUCGCUCGAGUGCAUCCCGCGUCAGUUGGCAGACAAUGCUGGGUUCGACGCGACCGAUCUGCUCAACAGGUUGCGCAUGAAGCAUGCGCAGGGUGCUCAGUGGGAAGGAAUCGACAUCGACGCCGAGGAUACGGCGAAUCUGAUGGAUAAAUUUGUGUGGGAGCCGAGUCUGGUCAGGAUCAACGCUCUGUCGUCGGCGGCGGAGGCGGCUUGUUUGAUCUUGAGCGUCGAUGAGACGAUCAGGAAUCAGGCGAGUGAGAAGGCUCAGCCCGGUCCCAAGGCUCCUCCGGGAACAAUGCAGAAGGCGAUGCGUGGGAGGGUGCCUCGUCGUUGA
Pseudozyma hubeiensis SY62 is the source of this 1662-nucleotide messenger RNA. RefSeq lists its product as hypothetical. The transcript has a single exon. NCBI's taxonomy places the organism in Eukaryota, Fungi, Basidiomycota, Ustilaginomycetes, Ustilaginales, Ustilaginaceae. Gene Ontology annotation, biological process: protein folding. Bases 1 to 1662 code for a protein of 553 amino acids. Gene Ontology annotation, molecular function: ATP hydrolysis activity; ATP binding; ATP-dependent protein folding chaperone. The record is from RefSeq and is a predicted model, not a curated record. Gene Ontology annotation, cellular component: chaperonin-containing T-complex.